AUGGCUGACGGAUCGCGACCCCCUCCUCGACAACCGCGUGAUUUUCAAGACCUCCUGCGACUAUGUAUGGAAACCGUACCGCAAGACCCGUCAUCGGUUGCCAACGACCAGGAGUUGCAUCCAUUGGAUCCGCAACGAAGACAGUGGCUGUCGGAGGCGCUCAGCUCCAUGACCACCGAUGUCUUGCGAGAGAUGCUAACAAAUCUGGAUGUCAUUAAGAAUGGCUUGAAUGAGACCACCGCUGACGGCCUGCUGUCGAUGGAAACGGUCGACAAAAUACAGACAGCGAUCGACGCUCUCAUCGAUCGCACCGGUAGUCUGGACUCGGCUCAAGACUUCUGCAAAAUCGGUGGCUUCGAUGUCUUUCCCGGACUACUGGCGUCGACAUCGGAUGAGCUGAGAGUUAGUGCGUGUGAUCUUCGUCGCACCGGUAGUCUGGACUCGGCUCAAGACUUCUGCAAAAUCGGUGGCUUCGAUGUCUUUCCCGGACUACUGGCGUCGACAUCGGAUGAGCUGAGGGUUAGUGCGUGUGAACUGUUGGCCGAAGUCGUCCAAAACGAGUCCAGUUGUCAACAACAGGCGCUGGACAGCCAUUUGUUGGACCUAUUGGUGCGACUUCUGGACGACAAGACAGUCGCCGAUAAGGUUCGCGUCAAAUCUCUUUACGCCAUCUCUUGUGUCAUCCGAGACAACGAUCGCGCGCUUCAGGUGUUUAGCAAAGAUCUGGACGGACUGUCGGUCCUCAUCAACGCUGUGGCCACCAGUGCUACCAGUGCUCACACCGACAACCGGCUCAAGAUUAAGGCCUCAUUCCUCAUGAGCUCGUUGUGUCAGAAGCCAGACAUAUGUCAAUCGAUGUACGAUUUGGGUCUUCUGGAUCAAUUGAUUAGUGGUCUUCAGGGGCCCCACGACUCGACUCAUGAGUACGUGUUGGCCACUCUGUACGCACUCGUCUCAGCGCACCCGCAGUCGAGGGCCGACUGUCGGCACAUCGACCGACAGAUGAAGCACUUCCUCACUAAACGAAUCAAUGAAUUGAACGGUACGGAAGAGCUCGUCGAAGAACUCGAUUACUGUAAACGACUCUUUGAGAUACUGUUCGUUGACAACGACUUACCAGAGAGUGAACGUUGA
Messenger RNA from Oppiella nova, 1134 nucleotides. Lineage: Eukaryota; Metazoa; Arthropoda; Arachnida; Sarcoptiformes; Oppiidae. The record is from the annotation of a GenBank genome assembly.